GCCACUUCUUCCAUCCGACGCCGUAUCCUUUCACUGUACGCUGCUUUGGAUCGUUUCAUUUUUUUUCAUUCGUUUCGUUUUCAAACGUUGUCACUCACCAUACUGCUUUGUUAGCAACCUUUUUGAUCUAUUUCGUAGCUGUCCAAAAUCCACCAUGGCCUCCAACAACACCAACGAAACCCCCUUUGAAUUGCACAUGUCAGCCCUCGAAGCCAAAGUGGAAGAAAUCGACGCCAUUGGCUGCCUAAUUAUCAAGGGGCUCCCAAGUGACCCCGAAGAAGAUUUCACAGAGGAGCUUACGGAAGAGGAGAUGGCCACCGUCACCAUGGAAGAGUUGAACACCAUGCGACGGGUCUUGAUCACGAAGAGUCGUGAACAGCAGCUCGAAGAGUUCCACGAGUUUGUCCUGGGGGGGCAGGCGGAUAAACACCUCCUAUUUUACAACAGGAUGUUUGGCGAACGUGUCAGAUAUAGAUUUUAUCAUUUCAAAGAUUGCAUGUACAAGAACAAACGAUUGAAGAAAAAGUUUGAUAUGUUGUUUGCCUACACAUGGCAUCUCAUCUGCCACGAUAGUUGGAUGCAUUUGAACUAUGGCAAUAUCGAAGGGAUGGUCUCGGACCUCGCUAAGAUGUGAAGGGCACUCCUAAGAAAAAGCGACGAGGAUCUCGGCAUCGACCCAGAGUACACCCGCCCUGGUGUUCUUCAGCUCCUCGAGGACUUCAAGGACCGCGUCGAGUCUGUCGAAGCUGAUCCCGAAUUGGUAUUCCGCUUUGAGUAGACAAGUAUCAUACUCGCAUUGUCCUCACCAUUCGUAGAUUGCACAUCGAUUGUGGAAAAUGGGCACCGGUCAUCGGACUCCAGAAAAGCAAAGAGAAGUAUGCAUGCGGUAAAAUACUACUAUAAACUAUCACUUUUCUU
This is a messenger RNA of Pseudo-nitzschia multistriata, 918 nucleotides long. NCBI's taxonomy places the organism in Eukaryota, Bacillariophyta, Bacillariophyceae, Bacillariales, Bacillariaceae. The record is from the annotation of a GenBank genome assembly.